Aspergillus sclerotioniger CBS 115572 is the source of this 594-nucleotide messenger RNA. Its product is annotated as putative GPI anchored protein. NCBI's taxonomy places the organism in Eukaryota, Fungi, Ascomycota, Eurotiomycetes, Eurotiales, Aspergillaceae. Bases 1 to 594 code for a protein of 197 amino acids. The transcript has a single exon. The record is from RefSeq and is a predicted model, not a curated record.
AUGAAAUACCACACUACCCUCCUCCCCCUCCUAACUCUCGCCAUGACUUCCCUCACAACCGCCGACCUCAUAACCUCCAUAGUCGGCGACGUUACCUCCGUCGGGGGCGACAUCACCUCCGCCGCGGGAGCCGCCGCUUCGGACGCAAAAUCCUGGGGCACGAGCAUCGCCUCAGCAGCCGAAUCCUGGGGCACGAGUGUUGCCUCGGACGCACGAUCCGAUGCCUCUGAUGCCGCAUCCUGGGGCACCUCCGUGGCGUCGGAUAUCCGGUCCGAUGCGUCGAGUAUUGCCUCCGAUGCGAGAAGUAAGGCCUCGGAUGUGGUGUCGGAUAUUACUUCCAAGUGGGAACAUACGACGACGUUGACGGGGAGUGGCGGGAGUGCGACGGCGACGGAGACGGUUAGUGGGGUUAGUACGGUUAGGACGACUGCGACGGGGUCGGGGACGAGUGCGAGUGCGACGGGGGCGAGUGCGACGAGUACGAGUUCCGAGGGGGCGGGGGUGAGGGCCACCCCUGGAGUUGGGGGGAUGGGCAUGGGGAUGGGAUUGGGGGCGGGGGUUGUGGGGGUGUUGGGGGUUAUGGUUGCUUUGUAG